Molecule: messenger RNA, 1477 nt
Organism: Perca flavescens (yellow perch)
Lineage: Eukaryota; Metazoa; Chordata; Actinopteri; Perciformes; Percidae
Gene: pisd
Product: phosphatidylserine decarboxylase
Exons: 9
Coding region: 39-1202 (387 amino acids)
Biological process (GO): phosphatidylethanolamine biosynthetic process
Cellular component (GO): mitochondrion
Molecular function (GO): phosphatidylserine decarboxylase activity
Source: RefSeq, a predicted model, not a curated record
GUGACGCACGACGUCCUUACGUCAGUGACAGGAACAACAUGGCGGCGGCCCUGCGGAGGCUGAUCAGCGGACUCUCUCGGAGAGUUUCUUCUUCUGUGAGCCGGAGAAUGCUGAGCACAGGUCGUAGCUUCCUGCCCCGCCCCCGGCCCCUCCCCCUCCUGUUGCUGACCGGCGGUGGUUACCUUGGUUACGAACACUACAGGAGGCUUGGCCCAUGGGAGGAUGGAGGCCCCCCCCCUCCGGCCACGCCCACACAGGUGGCGCUGUACCGCUCAUUCCCAACGCGCCUCCUCUCUCGGACCUGGGGCCGUCUGAACGGCGUGGAGCUGCCUACCUGGCUCCGAAAGCCCGUCUUCUCCCUUUACAUCUGGACCUUCGGGGUCAACAUGCAGGAGGCAGCGGUGGAGGAUCUACAUCACUACAGGAAUCUGGGUGAAUUCUUUCGCCGGCGUCUGAAGCCUGCGGUGCGCCCGCUAUGCGCCUCCUCCUGUCUGAUCUCUCCGGCCGACGGGAAGAUCCUCCACUUUGGGCGUGUGAAGAACUCGGAGGUGGAGCAGGUGAAGGGGGUCACCUACAGUCUGGAGCACUUCCUGGGUCCACAGAAGGGGCGGGGCAACGACCCGUCUACCUUCCGGGACCGUCUCCUGUCCUCUCCAGAUAAUGACCUGUUCCACGUCGUUGUGUAUCUGGCUCCAGGAGAUUAUCACUGCUUCCACUCACCCACAGACUGGAGGGUGGAGCUCCGACGCCACUUCCCAGGCUCCCUGAUGUCGGUGAAUCCCGGUGUAGCUCGCCUGGUUAAAGAGCUCUUCUGUCUCAACGAGCGCGUGGCUCUCACCGGCCAAUGGCAGCACGGCUUCUUCUCGCUGACGGCAGUCGGCGCCACCAACGUGGGAUCCAUCAGAAUCUACUUCGACCAGGAGCUUCAGACCAACACUCCUCGCUACAGUAAAGGCUCCUUCCACGACUACAGCUACGUUGCCGUGGACGACCAGGUGUUGCAGGCGGCAGGUGUAGGGGGCGUGGCCUCGGCGGAGGGAGGGGGCGUGGUCUCGGGCGUGGGCUUACAGAAGGGGGAGGCUGUGGGCGAGUUUAACCUGGGCUCCACCAUCGUCCUGCUGUUUGAGGCUCCCAAAGACUUCAGCUUCAAGCUGCAGCCGGGACAGCCAAUCAGAGUGGGAGAGGGGCUCGGCAGCGUGUGAUUGGCCGGGCGAGGUAGCUUCUGAUUGGCCGACAAAGACGUCGGUGGCAUUGUGGGUAACUUUCUCUGUAACAAAGCAGCUGUGGGGGACAGGAAGUGGACUCAAACUCCCAGAAUGCCUUGUGCCUCAUGAAGGGGAAAUGCCAAACCUUUCUUUCUUCUUUUGUGUCGCUCGUCCAGAAAUUGAACUAACAAACACACAUGAUCCUUUAAAGGAGACCUGUCCCUGUACACACACACACACACACACACACACACACACACACACACACACAU